Striga hermonthica is the source of this 942-nucleotide messenger RNA. NCBI's taxonomy places the organism in Eukaryota, Viridiplantae, Streptophyta, Magnoliopsida, Lamiales, Orobanchaceae. The record is from the annotation of a GenBank genome assembly.
AUGGCGAACAAUCCCGGCGAGACCCCGUCCGACGAUUUCCUCGAGCAGAUUUUAGGGUUUCCCGGCUACGUCCCCGGCACCGAGGCCGCUAUGGCGGCGAGCGAGGCGGCGCAGAACGCGAUGAUGCUGCAGCUCGGCUCCGGCGACGGCUCGUCUCACCUCGGCGCCCUGGGCGGCGGGCUCGGAGUCGGAAUCGGCGGCGGAUACGGCGUCGGGGGUGGAGGCGGGGGGUUCCCCCUUGGUUUGAGCUUGGAGCAAGGGAAGGCGGCGUCUUCUUCUAUAGCCGUCAAUCAUGAUUUUGAUGGCUUUUCCAGGUGUGGCGGGAAGAGGUUCGUCCGGGACGAGCUCGUUGGUUCUCGCGCCUCAUCUUCUCUCAAAUCGGGUUUUCAUGGACAGCCAAUCACAAAUACAGCUCCUGCAGCGCCUCAUCCACCAGCUGUCCGCCCAAGAGUACGAGCCAGACGAGGCCAAGCGACCGAUCCACACAGCAUUGCUGAGAGGUUGAGGCGAGAAAGGAUAGCCGAAAGGAUAAGAGCAUUGCAAGAGUUAGUUCCUAGUGUCAACAAGACUGAUAGGGCAGCUAUGCUUGAUGAAAUUGUGGAUUAUGUGAAGUUCUUGCGACUUCAAGUGAAGGUACUGAGCAUGAGUCGAUUGGGAGGAGCUGGUGCUGUGGCUCCACUCGUGACCGACAUCCCAAUAUCCUCUCUUGAGGAGGAAGGAGCUGACGGUAGUCGAGCUCAACCGGCCUGGGAAAAGUGGUCCAACGAUGGCACGGAAAGACAAGUGGCUAAGCUCAUGGAAGAAAACGUCGGGGCCGCAAUGCAAUUUCUUCAAUCCAAGGCACUCUGCAUAAUGCCCAUAUCGCUUGCAAAAGCCAUCUACCACACACCGCCGCCCGAUCCUACCUCCUUCGUGAAAUCCGAGUGCGACCCGCCAUCCUAA